This is a messenger RNA of Cynara cardunculus var. scolymus (artichoke), 302 nucleotides long. RefSeq lists its product as uncharacterized. The record is from RefSeq and is a predicted model, not a curated record. Lineage: Eukaryota; Viridiplantae; Streptophyta; Magnoliopsida; Asterales; Asteraceae. The transcript has a single exon. The coding region runs from base 96 to 302 and encodes 68 amino acids.
UAUAUAUACGUAUAUAUAGCUAUCAGUUAACGGUAUCGAAUAAUAUACAUAUCACCGGAGCUUAAUCAAUCAGGUGAAAACGGUAUUCAUAGAAGAUGGUGUGCUUUUGUUUUCUGGUGGAUCAGAGAAGACAAGUGAGGCGGUGGAAGCCGGCUGCGGGGCUUUGCUCCCGGUGCGGCGGUGGAGCAUGCAUUGCAGACAUGAAGACCGCCACCAGGUUUUGCCACGUUCCCGUCUACUGGAAAUCAUGGAAAGCUAUCAUGUGUACCUUCUGUGGCGCCAUUCUCAAAUCUUACCAUUAA